Molecule: messenger RNA, 699 nt
Organism: Pleurotus ostreatus (oyster mushroom)
Lineage: Eukaryota; Fungi; Basidiomycota; Agaricomycetes; Agaricales; Pleurotaceae
Exons: 4
Coding region: 1-699 (232 amino acids)
Source: RefSeq, a predicted model, not a curated record
AUGUUCAGUGCCUCAAGCCACCCGGAAUUCUUGCCCACCUUGAAGCAGCUGUGGAUCGAGACGUUUCCCGAGCUUUCAGAUGCUGCUGACGAUAGAGCUCUGAUUAUUAUAGCUGGAGCCACGAUCGGGGAUCACCGCAGUGCUAUAGGGAAAGCCGCCGUUGCUGUGGUAGCCAACCUCAUACCUGCAGAUGCAACAACACCCCAAGAGGUACUGAACACCCUCAAAAGCCAGUACUGCACUGUCCCUGAGUUCAUCUACCGAGAUCCCUCUGGCGCGCCCAGCAAUAGAGGUUCAUACCUCUCUGAUCUCAUCCUUAAAGUAUUAGCGGUCCAUAUGGGAGUUGUAUUACAAGCCCAGAAGGCGUUCGGUCGUCCAGCGGGUGCUCUUGCCCUUGUCUGUGCAGCGAUAGAACGUGCCUUGGAUGGCUGGAAGGAGGGCGUGAAUCAGAUUGAAGAGGCUAAGAAAGAUCUGAAGCGCAACAAGUCUCAUGGGUUCAAGGCCGAGAGGUGGGGCCCCGUCGCCGCUCGCUGGCUCAAAGGUAUUGACAAGAACAUGACAGACAAGCGCUGGGAAAUCCUUUUCCAUGAUACGUCUGUCUUUAUUCCCGACAGACUUUCAAAUGCCAUCGACUGCGAACCAUUCGCCGAGGGCGACAUCCGUGACAUUGACGGAUCUGGUGAUGAGUUCCUUGAGUAG